AUGCUUGACAAAUUACUGGAAUUGUUCUUGGAUGUAACAAGUAAAGUUUCUAAGGGGGAGCCAGUGAAUGUGGCUUUCAAAAUUGAGCACUUAAGCCCACUGCAGAAGAUUUUCAAUGGUGUCCUAAACUAUUGUUUCUUUCUGCGUAGAGGCCAUGCAGCAUACAGCUCUGCUGUGAACUUGCUUGAAAACAACACCACUGUGGGAGCCACCUAUUUCAUGACAUUCCACACAGUACUGAAAACAUCAGCUGACUUCAUUGCUGCUGCCAAGAAUGCACGGAGUCUGGCAGAAAACAUAACAGAAGCCAUGGGCAUUUCUGACAAAGGCUAUCGUGUCUUCCCAUAUAGUGUGUUUUAUGUAUUUUAUGAACAAUAUUUCACAAUAGUGAAAGACACUAUUUUCAACAUUUGCAUGUCACUGGGAGCAGUAUUCAUUGUGACUACAAUCCUGCUGGGCUGUGAAGUUUGGUCUGCCAUGAUGGUCUGCAUCACCAUUUCUAUGAUCAUAACCAACAUGUUUGGAGUUAUGUGGUUGUGGAACAUCAGUCUUAAUGCAGUCUCAUUGGUAAACCUGGUUAUGUGCUGUGGUAUUUCAGUUGAGUUCUGUAGCCAUAUUGUUCGAGCAUUUUCAGUCAGUCUCAAGCAAACCAGAGUGCAGCGUGCUGAGGAAGCAUUGGCAAAUAUGGGCAGUUCUGUGUUUAGUGGCAUUACCCUGACUAAGUUUGGAGGUAUUGUGGUCCUGGCAUUCGCCAAAUCCCAGAUUUUCCAGAUCUUCUACUUCAGGAUGUACUUGGCAAUAGUGCUUUUGGGAGCUGCUCAUGGUCUCGUAUUCCUUCCAGUCUUGCUGAGUUACAUAGGGCCAACAAUGAACAAAGGGAAAGUUUAUGCUCUGCAAAACCAUUACAAGAACACUGAAAAGGAGCACCUGCUAAAGUAAAUCAGAGCUUUUGCAAAAAGGACUGACAGAUCCUAAAUGAAGUAUUUUGAACUAUUUGCAGUUUAAUGCAGAUUGUUACUUUGAACUCAGGAAAUUGUAAGUUAGCAGAAAUAUUUAUUUCAAGUUCAUUGGAUUGGUAACUUAACAGAUUAAUGAAUCGAAGGCUACAAAUUGCAUUUUUCUGGUUGACCACUUGACACUGAAGUGACUUUUUUAAUACAUGCUAAAAUUGUGGAUAAUUUUAUGGCCUUUUUAUAAUGCAUAUUUAAUAAAGUUUCGGUGUCCAGAGUUCA
Molecule: messenger RNA, 1232 nt
Organism: Rhincodon typus (whale shark)
Lineage: Eukaryota; Metazoa; Chordata; Chondrichthyes; Orectolobiformes; Rhincodontidae
Product: NPC intracellular cholesterol transporter 1-like
Exons: 6
Coding region: 1-939 (312 amino acids)
Cellular component (GO): membrane
Source: RefSeq, a predicted model, not a curated record